UUCCAUAUUCUUUUCUCCUUUGCAUAAUACCCCAUUUUCUCAUUAAAAGAUAUAAUCUUUUUUUUUUUAAUUUUCCAGGAAAAUUUCCGUACCCCAUUCUUCACUUCAUUUCCCGGAUAAGUCUUUCUCUAUCUUUCGCCUUGAAAUUUUAUUCUUUUUUUUUCUUUUUCUUUUGAAUAAAGGUCUUCUUCUUUUUUUUUUUGCUGAAGUUGAGGGAUUUAGAGAUUGUUUUGUUUCUCUCUGAAUUGGGAUUUGUUAAUUCUUUGUUUUAAAGUGUGACAAUUCCUGAUUUGGAGGGGAUAAAAGAUAAUAUUUUUUCUUUUAUUUUUAGUAUUUUCAUUUUUGGGUGAUUCAUAUUUUGCAUUGUGGUAAGGGAAAAUUCCCAUUUUACCUUAGAGUUAGAAUUUUAAGUUUUUGGAGUUUUUUUUGUGGAUUGAAACCCUAAUUUUAAGGUUUUGUUUGGAAAUAAUUUCUGGGUUUUUAUUGUUUUAGGUGCCUAAGACCUUUAAAUCUUUCUUUAUAGUUGUUUGUCAAUUACUUGGUUUUUGGGUUAGAGAUUUCAGGGUAAUUGGAUUUAGGAUAUAGGGUUUAUAUAUAUCCAUAUAUAGAAAUUGUUUGGAUUUGCAAUGGGGAAGCAUAGUGUAAAGAACAAGAAGCAAACAGGAAAAGCAGUUCAUAGUAAUGUUACUAGUCCUAAACGGAAUGAUUCAGACUUGGCGGUCUUCGUAUCGAUGUCUCGAGAAUUGAAGGAAGAAGGGAACAAACUGUUUCAGAGGAGGGAUCAUGAAGGGGCAAUGGUGAAAUACGAAAAGGCGCUGGAAUUGCUUCCGAAGAAUCACAUGGAUGUAUGCCAUCUAAGGAGCAAUAUGGCUGCCUGUUAUAUGCAGAUGGGAUCGAGUGAGUACCCUAGGGCGAUUCGUGAAUGUAAUUUGGCUUUAGAGGUAACACCGAAUUAUAGUAAAGCGUUACUAAAGAGGGCAAGGUGUUACGAGGCUUUGAAUCGGUUGGAAUUAGCGUUUAGAGAUGUUAAUACGGUUUUGAACAUGGAACCAAAUAAUGUUAUGGCGUUGGAGAUUUCAGAAAGAGUACAAAGUACACUUGAGAAAAGAGGGUUACAGGUGAAUCAUACCGUGAUUGAAUUGCCUCCGGAAUACGUUGAACAUCCUAGUGCUUCAAAAGUUGUUAAAGAGAAAACCAAGAAGAAGAACAAGAAGAUUGAUAAAGCUCGUGUGGGCCAAAUUCAGGAGAAGAAGGUUGAUGAAAAUAUGAAUGAAAAGAAGGCCGAGGAUAAACGGGUCGUGGGGGAGAUAAUCAGUAGUAAAAUGGAAGAAGAAUCAAAGAAGAAUGUGAAGUUGAUUUUCGGUGAAGAUAUAAGAUGCACUCGGUUGCCACUUAAUUGCAGCCUUGUGCAACUAAGGGAAAUUAUUCAUGAUCGAUUUCCUAGCUCGAGAGCAGUUCUUGUCAAAUACAGAGACGAAGAAGGCGAUUUAGUUACAAUCACGAGUGAUGAAGAACUGAGAUUGGCUGAAAUAUCAGCAGUAUCACGGGGUUCCAUGAGGCUGUAUGUUGUAGAAGUAAAUUCCGACCAGGAUCCAUUCUUUGAAAGAUUCAAGCAUGAGGAAGUUCACAAUCUUGAGAAUGGGGAAGCUGGAAAGGCUAUGGAAGCAAGACAAGAUUCAUGUUGCAUCGAUGACUGGAUAAUCGAGUUUGCCCGACUGUUCAAGAACCAUGUUGGUUUUGAUUCAGAUGCAUACUUGAAUCUUCAUGAACUUGGUAUGAAGCCAUAUUCCGAGGCCAUGGAGGAUACAGUUACAAGCGAAGAGGCUCAGCAUCAUUUCGGCAGCGCAGCUGAGAAAUUCCGAGAGAUGACUGCAUUAGCAUUGUUCAACUGGGGAAAUGUUCAUAUGUCCCGGGUGAAGAAGAGGGUGUACUUCAUGAACAAUGGCUCGAGAGAAUCUGUACUCAAGCAGAUCAAAACUACCUAUGAUUGGGCGCAAUUAGAAUAUACCAAAGCAAGUAAGAGUUACGAGGAAGCACUGAGGAUCAAACCUGAUUUUUACGAAGCUCUUCUAGCUCUUGGGCAACAACAGUUUGAACAGGCAAAGCUUUCUUGGUAUUAUGCAAUUAGCAACAAUGUUAAUCUUGAAACUUGGCCUUCCAAGAAAGUCCUGCAACUUUAUAACAAUGCUGAGGAAAACAUGGAAAAGGGCAUGCUGAUGUGGGAGGAAUUACAAGUGCAAGGCCUACGUGAGCUUUCCAAACCGAAUGAGGAACAAAAUCAAAUAAUGGGAUUGGAUGGUUUAUUCAAAGAUAUAUCAGCAGACGAGGUUGCAGAGCAGGCUUUCACAAUGAGUGCUCAGAUAAACGUUUUAUGGGGUGCCAUUCUUUACGAACGCUCGAUCAUGGAAUUCAAACUAGGGUUACCUCUUUGGCAAGAAUGUUUGGAAGUGGCUGUUGAGAAAUUUGAACUUGCUGGAGCUUCACCUAUGGAUAUAGCCGUUAUGGUAAAGAACCAUUGCUCAAAUAACAACGCACCGGAAGGUUUAGGGUUUACAAUUGAUGAGAUAAUGCAGGCAUGGAAUGAGACUUACGAAGCCAACAAGUGGCAGAGCAGAAUUCCUUCAUUCCGACUAGAACCAUUAGUUCAACAGCGAGUUUCGAAAAAUUAUCAUGCAUGAGUUGCUUGCUGUUUCGAAGUGAGAUUUAUAGUCCCAAGGUCUUUUAGGUUUUUCUUUUGAUUUUUCGUUCGGAUUGAGCAUCAGCCUUAAACUUUCAGAUUCAGAUAGACUGUCGUAGACUCGUAGUUAUUGAAGCAUUUGAUUGAUUCCUUUUGUGAAGAAAUAGGUUCGAAAUUAUAUCCAUAGAUGUUCAUGUCAGGAUUGGGGAUGACAUGAAGCAGCCGCAGUGAUUUCAUAUUUGAUGGUAGGUUUCUGCAUUUGCCUUCAUCAGCUUCAACCCUCAAAGAAGCAGAAUAUAUAUACAUACAUACAUAUACACAGUGAAUCCAUUCUUUAGUUGUAAUGAUUUAUACAUUGAUGUUUGCUUAUUUAAUUGAUUGAUUUGUUAUUUA
This is a messenger RNA of Gossypium raimondii (Peruvian cotton), 3070 nucleotides long. RefSeq names its product protein PHOX1. The record is from RefSeq and is a predicted model, not a curated record. Bases 627 to 2678 code for a protein of 683 amino acids. Gene Ontology annotation, molecular function: protein binding. Lineage: Eukaryota; Viridiplantae; Streptophyta; Magnoliopsida; Malvales; Malvaceae. The transcript is spliced from 3 exons.